UCUUCAAUGACCAGCAGUCAGAAUGUUGGAGAAAGUAAUACUUGGUGUCACUCUGUCCCUCAUCAUCCUCCUGACUGUUGGAGGAAAUGUGCUGGUGUGCCUGGCAGUCUGCGCCUCCAGACGCCUCCGCUGCCUCACGAACUGCUUCAUCGUGUCGCUGGCUGUGACGGACUUGCUGCUCGGCCUCCUGGUCCUCCCCUUCUCGGCCCUCCUGCAGUUCAGAGAGGAGUGGCCGCUGGGCCCCGUCUUCUGCAACUUCUACAUCUCCAUGGACGUUAUGCUGUGCACUGCCUCCAUCCUCACCCUGCUGGUCAUCAGCCUGGACCGCUACCUGGCAGUCACCAUGCCACUCAGGUACGCCUCGCUGGUGUUGCCAUGGAGAGUUGCUGUAGCCAUGGCGAGUGUCUGGACUGUGUCUGUGGCUGUGUCUUUCCUGCCCAUCCAAAUGGGCUGGAACACCGUCAAUGGGACCGUGCAGAACUACGGGCCCGGGGCUUCAGAGAAGAAAUGCCGUUUCGAACUGAACAGGCCGUACGUACUGACUGACUCUGUCCUUACCUUCUACCUGCCUCUGCUGACAAUGUGCUGGACUUACCUCAGGAUACUGCGCAUUGCACGGGCGCAAGCCAAGCGCAUUAUCAGCGCUCGGCCUACUUGCGUCACCAGCUACAACUGCAGGAGCAAUCCCCCCACCAAGACCACGGUGGUCUGCAGCGUCACGGCAGUGGCGCUGAGGGAGCACAAAGCCACAGUCACUCUGGCUGCCGUGAUAGGUGCUUUUGUCGUGUGCUGGUUACCUUACUUUAUCCUAUUCACUGUUCUAGGCCUAAAGGAGCAUCCGGACCCGAGCACAGAACCAGAAUUUACCAUUGUGUUGUGGCUGGGUUACGCAAACUCAGCCAUCAACCCAAUCCUUUAUGGAGCUCUCAACAGGGACUUCAGGUCAGCCUACACACAGCUGCUGAGGUGCCGAUGGUGUUCUUACAGUAGUUGGAGGAACCGACAACCCUCUCCCAACUUAAACGCAGGCAGGAAUCAGGUCUCUGAGGCGACCCUGCUGUGUGGACACACUCCUGCCACCUGCAGGUCUGCACAAACAGAUCAAAACCUCAUCCUUCAAGAGGCGACCUGCAGGAAAGCCACGGCCAUCCAGUUCACAAAUGGCACAUCUGCUGCCACAGAUGCCAACGGCAAUGGAAGGUAA
Molecule: messenger RNA, 1204 nt
Organism: Salarias fasciatus (jewelled blenny)
Lineage: Eukaryota; Metazoa; Chordata; Actinopteri; Blenniiformes; Blenniidae
Gene: hrh2a
Product: histamine receptor H2a
Exons: 2
Coding region: 23-1204 (393 amino acids)
Biological process (GO): adenylate cyclase-activating adrenergic receptor signaling pathway; positive regulation of MAPK cascade
Cellular component (GO): plasma membrane
Molecular function (GO): G protein-coupled receptor activity
Source: RefSeq, a predicted model, not a curated record